CUAGAUUCUAGACCUAUGGAUUGUGCUUUGUUGUCCGUCAAAUCGUUUCGUCUUGCGAUCAAUUCCAGCCAGUCUGAUUUCUUUCGACGCUAACAGAUGAUGACGAUGCGAAAUUGUUGAAAUAGCUCUUUACACGAGCCGAGUGCGUGAAUAAAACCAAAAAUUUAUCAUAGCACUCGAUAUCGUCGAGAUACAAUGAUACAAUAUUGUUUCAAUAUUGCUUAUAUCAUAUAAUAUUAUUCCGAUUUCGCAUAACAAUUUGCGAAAAAUUGCAUUUUGUUUCUUCGCAGAUUCUUAAAUAUAUUUGUAGCAACCAACGAGUAUUAUUAUCGGAUAUUUUAAUGCGUUUAAUGAAUAUGGAACUCAACGAAUUGGUACAUUGGUAUCAAAAAAAGAUUGGUACAUAUGAUAAACAACAAUGGGAAAGAACCAUAGAGCAAUAUAUUCUCGAUGGACUUACGCAUAUUCCAAUGAGAACAGCAAAACUUAAAACAGAAUUAAUUGACGUUGAUCUUGUUCGUGGAUCUUCAUUUCCAAAAGCCAAACCAAAGCAUGGCUUGUCAACAGUAGCUUGUCUAGCAUUUCAGCGACUCUUGUUUCUUCCAUUGUACAAAAAGUGGUGGAUACAGCAAACAAGUUAUCGCAUCUUCCUGUUUUUCUUGUUACUAUAUAGCUUGCAAGUGGUCAACCUUUCCUUGUAUUACAUUUAUGCAAAUAGAGAAAAUGAAGCAGAAAUUGUAUCGAUGUCAGAAGUAUUAGUACCUGUCGUUAUGAUGUUUGUUCUGUGUAUUGUUCACUCCCAUAUUGUAUCAACACAUUCAGGUCCUACUAUGCUAUGUAAUCAAUCCAGACAACGAAUAACGAGACGCUCUCGACAUAUUAGAUGCAGAAACGGAAAGUCCAGGCAUAGACAAAAUUUACGUAUACAUAAGGAUUCAAAAUCUUCUCAAGAUAUUGCCUCUGAGAAGGCAAGUACAGGAAGUGAAGAAGUAUUCACUGCAGUAAGAUUUGCUAAAAAAGUGGUAAUCGAGAAUUCUUCAACCAUUAAUCAAGCUCAAGAAUCUGCAAAUGCUCAAAUAGUGUUUGACAAAGAGGCAAUAAGUGCAACUGGGGAGAAUUCCAAUCCCCCAAACGAAAGCUCAGCUAAUCAUGAACAGCCGGAUGAUAUGCCAGAAGAACAUGUGGCGAAUAUACAUCAAGAUGACGAUGGCUUUGAGAGUUUAAAUGGUAAUGUUUCUAGUGAUAAUGACAAAAUAAUAGGCCGUGCAAUGGUGCAAGGAAAUAGAUCACGGCAAGGAGUAGCACGACAAAAUAAAGACCGUAUGUCGUGGUCGGAAGAUAGCACUAGUCAACAAGUUUCACUUCCACCACAACGCUCAGCACCCGACCCAUUAAAAAAUGAUGACAAGUUUACGGAUAGUAAAAGCAAUAUUCACAACAGUAUUGAGGAGAAAAAUGUGCCGUCAAAAAUAUUGGGCUCAAGAGAAGCACGGCAGCAGUGCGAGAGUGAGGAGGAAGGCGAGUGCGAGGAAGCUACAACGCAUCAUCUCACAGAAGCAACAACUUCAGCUACAGAAUGGAUGGGAGUAACAACUAAUAGCGACGACUGUAGUUACAGUUCAGAACUUGGAGAAUCUGAUUUAGCCAGUGAGACCAAUCUUAAUUAUGGAGAAUUUGUGGAACAUCCCUUCUCUUGGGAAUUUGAGUUGCCACCUUCGAUAUUAUUAAAUUCUACUUGUACAUCGUCUGAUCGUGUUUCAUGUACGAUUUGGACGCGACGUGAUAUCAAGAAAGCCGAGUUAUCAGUGUUGGACAUCAGUUCAGCAAUCAUCGCCAGAGUCGAAUCUAUGCCAGAGAGCAUGAAUUAUUUUUACAGUGGUCUGAUACUUAGCAUCGCACUAUGUCUAAUACCGUCAAUAAAACGACUGAGCGAUCAUAUAGGAUCGGAUAACAUUAGUAAUGUGUCUGUCAGCCUAUUACCGAGUGAUAUGAUUCAAGUGAACUUGGAAACUUAUACCGAUAUUUUGUGUAGAAUAAUUGGUAUAGCAUUUGGAAGUACUUUCUGGGAACGAAUACUGGUAAUUAUUUCGACGUUCGAGCGACUUAUGCUGUCGUGCUUUUUAUUUUUCUUACUCGCAGUCGCGGAACGCACAUACAAGCAGAGACUUCUGUAUGCUAAGUUAUUCUCUCAUUUAACGUCGUCUAGACGUGCGCAAAAAUCUGAUUUGCCACAUUUUCGCUUGAACAAAGUGCGCAACAUAAAAACGUGGUUGAGUGUUAGAUCUUAUCUGAAACGAAGAGGUCCGCAACGGUCUGUGGAUGUUAUUGUAUCGGCGGUAUUUAUCGUUACGAUAUUAUUGCUGUCAUUCGUAAGUUUGGAAUUGAUUAAAGAUCUUGAAAGCCUACACUCGCGAUAUAACGUCGAAGCGUUAUUUUGGAGCUUCUCGCUUGGAAUAUUUAUAUUACGAUUUAUGACAUUAGGAACAAAAAUCAACAAGAAGUAUAGAAAUCUCUCAGUUUUGAUAACCGAGCAAAUCAAUUUAUAUUUGCAAAUUGAACAAAAGCCACAUAAGAAGGAAGAACUUAUGGUCGCAAAUAGUGUAUUGAAAUUAGCAGCUGACUUGAUAAAGGAAUUGGAGAGUCCAUUCAAGAUCUCUGGGCUCUCAGCUAAUCCGUAUCUAUAUACUAUUACUAAAGUAGUAUUACUAUCAGCACUUUCAGGAGUACUGUCAGAGCUGCUCGGUUUCAAACUCAAGCUGCAUAAAAUAAAAAUAAAAUAAAGCAAUAUAAGAUGUAGUGUGUAUCAAAAAUUACGUAUAUAUUAUCUGCCAAUUUCAGAUUGCCUUUUGAACUUGAAUUUAAUUUUCUUAGCAGCAGAGAUUAUUUUGCUCUUAACUACUCUUAAUGAACAUUGACAGUUAAAUUACUUUAGCUUAUUAAAUUUUGGGAUCAUAUAGAAGAAAAUCUUAUUUAGCUAGUGAAAAUUGAUAAUAAUUUAAUAUAAGAACCGAAAUACUUUUUUUCGAAAA
Messenger RNA from Formica exsecta, 3029 nucleotides. It is a transcript of the gene phtf, whose product is annotated as putative homeodomain transcription factor. NCBI's taxonomy places the organism in Eukaryota, Metazoa, Arthropoda, Insecta, Hymenoptera, Formicidae. Bases 342 to 2780 code for a protein of 812 amino acids. Gene Ontology annotation, cellular component: endoplasmic reticulum. The record is from RefSeq and is a predicted model, not a curated record. The transcript has 16 exons.